This is a messenger RNA of Nanorana parkeri, 830 nucleotides long. Its product is annotated as serine protease 57-like. The transcript has 5 exons. NCBI's taxonomy places the organism in Eukaryota, Metazoa, Chordata, Amphibia, Anura, Dicroglossidae. Bases 65 to 823 code for a protein of 252 amino acids. Gene Ontology annotation, molecular function: serine-type endopeptidase activity. The record is from RefSeq and is a predicted model, not a curated record. Gene Ontology annotation, biological process: proteolysis.
CAGUUUCCUUUAAAAGCUGAUCAUUAUUCCUGUUUCUGCUGAGUCUUACAUUUACUAUCAAACCAUGAAAUAUUGGGUGCUGCUGGCCUCAACAUUAUGCCUUCUGCCCCUCUCAGAAGCAUAUAGGAUUGUGGGGGGCCGAGAGGCCAAAGCCCAUUCCAGACCGUACAUGGUGUCUCUGCAGAUCAAGGGCCAGAGCUUCUGUGGAGGAGCCCUCAUCAAUCCAAAAUGGGUUCUCACUGCAGCACACUGCAUGGAAGACACUCCUGUGGACAUUGUACGGGUUGUUCUCGGAGCUCAUAACCUGAACCAACCAGAUAACUUUGUUCAGGUAUCAUCUGUCCAAGAAUCAUUCCAGCACCCAGGUUAUAACCCAAGAACCUUUCAGAAUGACCUUCACCUCCUAAAGCUGAACAAAUCAGCCAGCAUUACUCCCUAUGUAAAAUGCACAAAUCUUCCUCACGCUGACACAGAUGUACUUCCUGGGACUGCAUGCUCUGUUGCUGGCUGGGGACAAGUGUCAGAUUUCGGGACUUUACCUACAGCUCUGAUGGAAACAGAUGUAAAUGUGAUCACACGUGCAGCCUGUAAUGAGUCUUGGAAACAAAGCAUCGUCAACAGCAUGAUCUGUACUGCAAGCCCUGGGCUGCGCAUCAAGGGUUUCUGCUCUGGCGACUCUGGAGGACCUCUUGUUUGUGAGAACCGCAUUGAAGGAGUGGUGUCUUUCUCCGGAUUCCGCUGUGGCAAUCCUCUUACUCCUGAUGUUUACAGUCGUGUUUCAUCCUUCCUGUCCUGGAUUAAAACAGUGAUAAAAAGAUCCUGAGAGAAAA